This is a messenger RNA of Porites lobata, 20157 nucleotides long. Lineage: Eukaryota; Metazoa; Cnidaria; Anthozoa; Scleractinia; Poritidae. The record is from the annotation of a GenBank genome assembly.
CCAAUAUGGACACAAAGAUGGCGGAAACGAAGUUGAGCUUCCAGCUGGUUUCCUUUUGCCUGCACAUGAUCUUGCUGUUUGGAAGAAAACAGUAAUAACUACAAACUCGAGUGCAAAUUACGUAUUAGAAACACUCUACUCACCAUCACGACAAUGAAGCUGUCUCCGCGUGUUGUGCCAGGAGCACUUCAUUCACAAAAUCGAGGGGCUUGUGAUUGGUGAGUUUUCAUUGCCGAAUGUGGGGGAUUGGUAAGGCUGGUAAUUUUACGGAAGAAUAUUAUUUUGUUUUUAUUAUGUGCUCUUGAUUUCUUCUAGAUCAAGAGCUAUUUUGAGAUGUAACAAUUUUAAGGGAACUGCAGGCGGAGGGGGGCGCAAGGGGGGUCCGAAAACCGCAAAACCGCACAGAAAUACGCCAAAAAACCGCAAACCGCAUUGGAUUUUUUCCCGAAUACCGAAACCGCGCGUACAUGUAGGCCACAAUAUGAAAGCUGACAUCAUCAGAAUAUAUCACAUGACUUGUGAUAUAUUCUGAUAACAUUAGGGCCAUUUAUACGGGGAAAAAUAAGACGCGUCUUACAUAAGACGCGUCUUAAAUAAGACGUGAACUGUACCAUUUAUACGAGCAUGUCUUAUCUAAGACAAGAACAGCUCGUAUAAAUGGUUCGUGCCUUAUUUCUGUUCUUGACUCGUUUUCAUGUGAAUGUUGCCCGUAGCAACUCCAAUCCAACGUGGCGCGCCAAAAAUUAAUGCAUGCGUACCAUGCGUUCGCGUCUUAUUUAAGACGCAAUGGUCAUUUAUACGAAGUUUUUCUCGUCUCAUCUAAGAACAGGUGUUAAGGGUUGUUCUAAAAUAAGCCGCGUCUUAUUUUAGACGAAAUGUGCCGUUUAUCGGGAAAGUUCGCGUCUUAUUUAAGACGCGUCUUAUUUUUCCUCGUAUAAAUGGCCCUAUUGUGCGUUAGUAUUAAACAUACCAUCAUAACGCUAACGAUUAUAUUGUACUACACUAUUAUACUCUAUUUAGUACUAACCAAAUGCCAAGUAUGCUGGUCAUGUACUUGAACGAGUAUUGAUAUCUCCCUUGACUUUGAAAAACUCUGUCACUGAUUUUGUACCUCUUAAAUUGGGUGACUGAUUACUUUGGACGACCCUGUGCUAGUUGUGGAACGCGGAAUAAAUGUUUCUUCUGGAAUUGUGACCUUCUUGUCUCGUAAAGAGUUCACGUUCAGUGGAGAAGACGAUUGUUAAAACGUACAGCUCUUCUGAAAUUCUCCCCUUCCUUUCCUUCUUCAUAGAAGAUUGCCAUGCAAUUAAUUAUUACGUCCUCUUCGCUUUCAGUUGCAACCUCGACGACCUCAGUUGCCAUUGUCGCGCAUUGAAUCAAAGCAACGAGAACACGAGGUUGUACGGCUGUACGAGCUAACAUCCGGCAUGGAAUUUCACAAAAUUGACUCAUUAUUGGGCAAAACGGUUAAUCACAUUAAGUAUUAACUGGAAAAGGCUGUAAUUGCAAACCACAGAGUUAAAUUGUAAGCUGACAUAAUGAACCCUGAUGCAUUGUAAAACAAAACACUUGGCUCGCGCUUGCAAAACAACCGGAUGCCGACUGUUCUAAAGAGUGUUAUCACCGCAGACACUUUUUUUUUACUGAAAACCGCGACUUAAAGGUUGUAAUAACCGCAAACCGCUUAGUGUUUUGAAACCGCAAUACCGCGAGUUAAAAUAUAAAUUACCGCAAAACGGCACCAAAAAUAACGCAAAACCGAAUCACCGCAAACCCUUACACCCCCCUCCAGACGGCAGGGGGUAUUUUGCAGAACGCCAAAUGACUCUGAGCUAGACUCUGAGUUUAUGUACCUAUCAAUGUAAACCCCGUGGGUUGCGAGGGUUUCAAACCAAUAAUAUUGUUCAUAUGGUGUCACGUUCGUUCCGCCUCGUUCAUAAUUUUCGCGCAUGUGGAGAGUCAUGCCUCUUACUUCCCUUUUUAAUAAUGUAGAGUCUACAUGACGGGUCCACUUAAGAUCAUUGCUAACAUAAACUCCAAGCAGCUUUAUAAACUGUGACCCUUUUGAUUCUGUUGCCAUCAAUGUAUUCAUGCCGAUAUCUUAAAAGUAACUUUGGGAGCUCUCAUUGAAGUCACGCUAUUGUUCUGAUACAAUACAACAGACAGAGAACCACUUGAGUGUUGGCAUUAUUGGCCACUUGUCUGAGGGGCAGUUUCACUGAUUAUCAAACCGAUGCAUUAGUUAACAACGAUAAUUCCAAGCGAAGAGAGUUUAUAAUCUCGUCAACCUCAGACUAGGGACAUACAUAUGUGCCCCUCACUAAGAGGGUCUCAUAACUGUUCAUGAGUUUGUUUGAUGUGUUAAUGCCUUUUGAGACAAUGUCAUUGGUUAUAGACCUGGGGAUGGGACUGGGCACCUGAAUACAACUGAAUUUCAUGGAAUGGGGAAAUAUACCCCCUGCCCUUCCCAAAGACGUCUGUGUUCUUUCCAGCCAGCAGCCUGACAUGUUAUUGAACAGAUCUCCCUCCUUUUCUUAUGGAAAAGUACUGGGCCCUGCUUUACUAGCUGCUAAAACUGACCUUUUCCUUAAAUAAAUUUGAGGAAUGAUGAAGAAAGUUGUCUCUAGGAAAUUCUUAUGUCCAUCUACCAUUAUUUCCUUGACUUACCAUUACCUCCAUUCCUCUGAUCUCUCGUGUAAUUUAAGUUAAGCUACACCAGCCUCCUUUGAGUAAACUCCCUUCCCUCCUCCAAUUAGUUGGUUGAGAUUUACAAUGUAAAAUAAGCACCUUGGGAUGGCUUGAGGAAAUAAUGGUCUCUUGUUUCUAGAAACUAAUUGUAAAGGCAUUAUCGAGUAUCUUUUGUCUUUUUCAGGGGAUGGCAGUCAGUCAUUGCUUAUGGGUGUCAAAACUUUGUGGUUGUUUUUGAUCCCAAAUCAGUACAGGUACUAAAUAAAAAAUGGUCAUGUAUUUGAUUGUGGUUUAAAUUAUAGAUUUUUAUGGACUAUCUUUUUUUGUAGGUUAUUCAAGUACUUAACUUGCACACUGCACCCUGUACAAAGGUAACUAUUAUCUUUCAGAAUUUGUAUGUUUGGAAUGUAGUUGUAAGCUAAAGGGAUCUUUGGAAAAAGUCCAUGUGACUUACGAUAAACUUCCAGAUUUUCCUUUCAAUUAGGGACCUUAUUCCUUGAAUUUUUUUCAAUAUUAAUUUUCAGUAAUAAAACAGUAUUUUUAACUGGUUUGAGUUUUAAUAUGUAACAAGGGAAAAAGUAAUAAGUUUUAUGAUUUUGGUAAGACAAUGUCAUAUGUGAUUUUUAAAUCUUAUUAUGUGACUAGCUAUUCAGUGAAACCACUUUUUCAUUGGCCGGUAUAAGGGAUGUAUGAUAUCAACGUCUCAUAUGUGCUGUUUUAGGUAAAAUGGGCCCGUAACAACUUUCACCAUGACUUAAAUUCACCAUAUGUUCUUCGCUUGGCUUCUGGAGAUGCAGCUGGCAAUGUGAUUGUUUGGGACAUCUCCCAAGGUAGCUCAGUAGCAGAGUUUUCUGAUGGAAACAGGCCAGUUCUGGAUCUAGAGUGGCUUGGAACUCAGGAUGCUUGUCAUGAUCUGUUGGUGGUGCUUCAUGCACCAUCAUCAAUGAUUCUGUGGAAUGCUGACACUGGAACUAAGCUGUGGAAGAAGACUUUCCAAGAACCUUUACUAUGCUUCGCUUUUGAUCCCUUCACUUCAUCUAAUGUCACUUGUAAGUAAUUCUGGAAAGUAGAAUCUCUCUGAUGAUGAGUUCUGUAAUUUGUUGUAAAAAAAUAUCUGCAUAAUGUUUGUGUGAAUUAUAUUUCAUUAAUUUUCCAUUUUAGUUUUUUUAUAUUUUAAUUUUAUUACACUGUCAUAGAUUCUAUCACUGAAGUGAUUAUGUGAAAAUUGAAUCCAGUAGUCACUGUCACUACAGGCAUCAAUUUUAAAUCUGAAAUUUUAACUGCAUUGCAUGUGAAUUCACUGCUCAUUUGCAAGAAUCUGAUAAGAAUUCAUUUAUAGAAUCUUUAAGAGUAUGUUUUACCUGGCUUAACUAUAAGUAGCAAUGAUGUUGAUUACUUCUUAUGCACACUGUUUGAAAUACAGAGCAUUGUCUAUGAUUGAGAGUUACACAAGUCACAAAGAUACCACACUUCAUACACAUACCCUCUUUAAUAUUAAGGACACCUCUGCAAUGCAGAUAGUUGGAUGACUGUCCCUGUUGUGUUCAGGUUUGACUGUGUCACUAGACUGAGUGUUAUUAAUAUUAUUUUCUGUUUUGAUCUCAGUGAUGUGCCAAGAUUGGAUCCUUUUUAUUAAUGACUUUUCCAUCAACAAAGCACCAGAGAGUAAUGGCCGUAAGUUCUACCUGACAAGUUCAGGUGCCUCCUCACCCAGUAGCAGCUUCACAGGGUCCCCAACUGCAGGACCUGAUAGUAAAAAUUCAUCCAAACCUUCAACUCCCAGAUCUGCACUGGCUAGAGUCAGGAUUUGGGCAGGAGGUGAAUCAAGAAACAGGUACACACAAUACAAGUAUAGUAUCAUCUCUUAAGUGCAUAUAAAUUCUUUGUGCUGUCAUUUUGGAAAACCCUCAUGCUAUAGUGUCCUGCUUUCAUUUUAAUGGCAUGGAGUACAUACUACACAUAUGAUAACAUUUGUAGCAUGCAAAUGUCUAUGAUACAGGUCAAAUUUGAUUUCAGAACUCAUUUUGAUUUAACCUAGGUUGAUUCUCAAUUUCCAUUGUCUCCUAGCCCUAGAAGACAAAAGACACUGAGAAUCAACCUAGGUCAAAAACUUUUAACCCAAAAUAAAAUUUGACCUGUUAAAGCCAUAAUGGCUUAGUUUACUGUAGAGAUUUACAUUACACUUUAAGUAAGUCUUUGAACCAUCACCCCACCCCAGCAAGAUAACAUAAUUUUUCUUCUGUUUCAGGGCUGGAGAGGAAAAUGUUGCUUUCAGUGACUGCCUUCAGCUUGCAUACUUACAAUCUACUUGUCAUCACCUUCUCGCCUUGUUUCCUAGAGAAGUAAUGAUCUUAGACAUGGAGAUCAACCAAGCUGUGUGUUCAUUCAGUUUGGAACGAAACAGUCCUUCUUUUCUUCACAUCAUUCCCUGUCAGCAGCGUGAUGUCCUUAUGUGCUUACAUGAAAAUGGAAGUGUGAUCAUGCGAGUGCGAAGACGUGUAGCAAAGAACCCUUAUUUUGUAGAACCCAGUGAUGAAACCACCAGUGAUGCAAGCACAUCAGUGGAUAUUAUUUACGAAAAUAAGUGUCAGUCAGAUCCUUUGCGACUCAGCAAAUCAAGCAGAUUGUUUGGUUUCAUGUGUUGUCCCAUAAGUGAAAGAAAGGUUGCAUUGUUGAUCAGUGAUGGUAGAAUUAUUGUUUGGGAGUUAAAAGCCACAAGACUCCAGACCACAGAAGCAUCACUGAUGUCAGAAGAAGCUAUGACAGCAUCACUGCCAUUAGAUGCUGAACUUGGAGCUUUGCAUUGCAGCAUUAAUCCCAAUUUAACUCUUUCAAAUGUGAUCCCUCCACCACUUUCUUCUGGGAAAGUAAUUCCAAAUACAACUCAUUUCAAGUUCAUUAUGAGCAGCCUGUCAAGCACAGUGUCAUCUCCUCCAACAUGUGCUGUCAUGUGUCCACCCUUAACAACGAAAAACUGGUCUACCUACAAGCCACUCAUAGCUGUCGGUAAGCUCUCAGUAAAGCUGCAGUCAUGCUCAAGUGAUUUACCUGUAAUGUGCAAAUUGAAGUUUUCACUGCUAACAGCAUAAUGUUGCAAUGAUGGCAGUGAAUAGGAAUCCAUCUGCACCUUGUCCCUACUUCAGAGUGUAUACAACCUUUGCUUCUUUAUAUAAGCCUCAUUUAUUACUUAUCUAUGAAUCACACAUUUCGGGAAAAAAAAAACUUAACAUCCAGUGGUAGAUUGUGAAAACUUUUGAUGUCUGGAGUAGCAUUUUCACACCAAAUGCCAGAAUUCAAAAUAAAAAAGGAUUGUGACGAAGAAAUUUCAUCUCUUACCUUGUUUAAUUUUCUUACUAGGUAACAGUCAAGGUUGCAUUCAAGUUUUCAACCUUGGAACAGGAUUGCUUACCAGAGAAUACACCGUCCAUACUUGUGCAGUCAAGUAAGGGUAGAUGCAGAUUUUGUCUUUUCAAAUCCUGAACCUUCAUCAUAGACCAUAACAAUGAUGAUGAUGAUAACAGUGAUGAUGAUGAUGAUGAUGAUAAAUACAAUAACUACGAAUCAUUAUUAGUCAUGUCCUAACCACAAUGUAAAUAUUAAUGGAAUAUCUUUGACUCUUCUGUUUGGUUGUUUUAUCUUUGUUAACCUUUCUCCUGUUUUGUCACAGGGGGAUAACCUGGAGUAACCUGCACAGUUUCUUCUCCUGGGCUCAGUCAUCAGGAAGUUCCAGCAGAAAUGAGUUACAGCUAGUCAGUAUCAAAACUGGUAUGAUCAUCUCACCUGAAAGUUGUCGUCCUUUUUUAUCACAAGCUCAUUAAUUCAGCUACAACAAUAAAAUGGUCUUUGCUGCAGACUUUAGAAAAAGUCUUCAGUUCUUCAGUGACUUGUUAUCUUGUUGCAUUUAAGGUCAAAGUACUCCCAUUCAGCUUGGCAAAGCAGCCGAAGAAUCCACAGUAGAAGCAGUUAAGGUGUCUCAUCUGAGGUAAGUACUACAAGAACUUCUAUGCCAUAAGGGCCGAUUAAAGUUGCAGUGAAAAUUAUAACAAUGCAACAUGUUUUGAUAUUCGUCACUAAGACCCAAAAGUAUCAGAAAUGGCCAAACUAUGUCAUGAUAUCUUCCAAGACCCUAAUGCAUUGUAACAUUAAACAGGCAUACACCAAGGAAGUUGUCUGAAUUUUUGGCUUUACAAGAAUAUGUAGCUAUUGCUGCAAAAUCCAAAAGCAACUGUAAUAUAAUAAGGAGCAAUUAGACCAUUUAAAGCAACCAUAAUAAUCAAUAAAUUGAUGGAUUUUGCCAACAAGAUGCAAUCCUGAUUGUGAAAUGCCAGACUGUAAUUUGACUGUCAGUUUUUUUUCCAGUACCAGCAGCUGUAUCUUUCAGUUGACGUUCUUUUUUUAGCAAUUGUUUUUAUUUGGCAGGCAAUACUUCAUUGUCAUAAUCAAAGACAGGCCGCUACAGCUGUGGGAUUUAAAGAACCUAACAGUUCUUAGAGAAAUGCCAUCUAACUUCUCAUCAGUGACUGCUUUGGUAUGUAACGGUCAGCCGGGAAAAUUAGUGUUAAUGGAAGAAUUUUUGGUGUAAGGGGGACAUAAAUGUCAAUAUUGUGUAAUAAACCAAACUCCUGCUCUUAACAGGUUCUAGAAUUGACAAAAAAUACGGUGUACUUGCAGAACUUUUUUUCCAAGUAAGACAUACUAGGCUCAGAGUGUCAUGCUUUUGUUUGCUUUGGAGUCUUGGACAUUUGUUAGUUUUGUCAGUCAGUUGUAUUUUAAAAUGUCCCAAAAGUGCAAUUUGAUUCAGAGAAAAAUGUCAUUUUACUGAGCUGUCAAUAUAAUAACCUGGCAUAAAAGAAAAAGGUAACGAGUCCUUUUUUUACGUCGGUGGAUUGAAAUAGUCACCUGACUAAAAAACCUGAAGCUAGUGGUGCACUCAUUUUACCACCCCACCCCCUUCUCCAUCAGUACUCCAUUUUACGGAUAUUUUAAGCUACUUUAAGCUACACAGAACAGAAAGAAGUCAAAAGAAGGAUUUGUUGUCACACCUGAAGUAGGAAAUUUGGAACAGAAGGCUGCUCACUAACCAACUGUGCUAAUUCACAGUCCUCAGCCCAUUGUGAAGUUAUAGCUACCAUCAACGUGUAAGCAACAGAAGUUACUAAAAUCUGUUCUUUUUUUCUUUGAAAGGAAUGGUCUCCAUCGAGUCAUUCUAAACAACUGAAAAAGAAGUUGAGUCAGAAGUUAGAGUCCAGUCCAUCUGGUAUUGCAGCAAAUGUCCUGGACCCAAGCAAGGCAGAACACAUCACCCCAACACAGGUUCACUGUUCUACUGCUUCUGCUCUGUAAUAAUAUUCUGCUCAACUGAACAAGCAAUUUAUCACAACCCAGGGUUAUCAAAGGGGAAAGUUAGGAAGUAGAUUGGCUGGUGGAUAGUGACACCUUUAUUUCCUCUACUGUCCUUUUUACUGUCGAACUGUGCCCAGUGAAACUAGGGAAAUAGCUGGUGAUAUUGCCAGUUGCCAGUACCUUUUGACACCUCUUUAUUAGGGUUCCUUAACAACAAGAUCAUGUGUCACAUGUUCACCAUUACCAGGGUUUAAUUCUAGGAAUUGGCUGAUGAGGGCCCUUUUUCAAGAAAAGGGGCCCAGAGUACAGUACACAUUUUUAUACCACUUAGUUUGGAAUUUAUCAUCUACCAUCUUUUUCAUUGUCUUGAUUGUCAUGGUGCAGAAUUUCACCAUCGCUAGCACUGCCAGUUGGCUUCUCUGUAAACUUCUAGGCUGAUAACAGCUUAAUGGUUUACUGAAAUAUUAUUUUAUAGCUCUUUGAAAUGAGACAGCGUUUAUGUUCUUUUUUAUCCGUUGGGUAAAUGUGCCUUCAGUAGUGAUUAUCAUUUCUACACCCCAUUUGCUGCAGAUAUGUAAAUUUUAUGCAGCCUUAUUUUUCAAAUUGCAGAAGCCCUGCAAUGCUACCCUCUAGAGUAAUCCCUUCAUCACUGGGUGACCCUAUAUUGAUGAAGUUGCGUAACAAUCAAGUUUGUGUUUUUUAGUCAUGGAUAAGGGAGCACUUUGUGUGUGUGGAUCAAGAUAAACUACUUUAUCAUUUUCUUGUGGAAGGAACAACAGUUAAAGAUGGAUCCAAAGUUCAGUGUGAUGUAAGUUGACUUUUUUACCAUAUGAGACGGAAAUGUCAGUAAAUGUUUUAAUUAUAACGUCUUGGGGUAGAAUACUAGUAAAUCUUGCAAGUAAUACGCUAUUAUUUUUGCUGUCCCCACUACCUAGAGUUCCCUUGGUCUUGUCACCUACAUAGCAUGGAAAGGUGAUCUGUUAGUGCUGUCUGAUGUGGAUGGUAAUUUAAGCAUCUGGGAACUCAAGGCAAGAGUAACAAGGUUAGUUUUCACUUUAACACAGCUUUUGUUCUUAAUUCAGUAAUCAACGCAAUGCACAUGUUACAUACAGAUCUUAUUGUUCUUAUAAUGCCCUUUCAAGAAUGAUGUAAUCAAAUGUUGUUGGAUUUUUGUUGGCUGCUCUUAAAAAAAACUUUUUUUCAUAGAAUUACCAGUAAUUAGUAAAAAUGUCAUUUGCCAGUGAGAACAUUAUGAGUUAAUGUUAUGACAAGUGUAAAAUCACUGAUAAGUUUUAGUAGUAAAGUGUGGAUAAAAUUAACCCCUUUUUCCACAAGAAUUUUAUUGAUAUGUGAAGGAAUACAUUAGCACCAAUGACUCCAUAGCCUUUUGUUUUCAUCUUGUGAAAAUGCGGAGGAAUCUCAUUGAGUGAGGAGGAGGAGAAGGAGGGAAAAACAGUAAAAAUGAGUGAACUGAAGUCUAUGUCUUUAGUGCUGGAAAGAGCUGUGUUUCAUUCACCUUCACUACUAUGCACAAAUAAGGCGCCAAUAUCCCUGAACUGGAGCUGAUUGAUCAAAUCGUUAUCUGUGAUGGACAAAAAAAGCAGCUACGUCUUACCUUACCAGUAAUACUUAAUACUCCUCCACUUAUUCAGGGUUAAUUUCAUCCCUACUAUACUACUUAUCAACUUACCAGUAAUACUUAAUACUCCUCCCCUUAUUCAGGGUUCAUUUCAUCCCUACUAUACUACUUAUCAACUUACCAGUAAUACUUAAUACUCCUCCCCUUAUUCAGGGUAAAUUUCAUCCCUACUAUUCUCACUACUAGUUUUGUAUUUUAGGAGUAUGGUUACCCACCGAGGUCACAUUAAGAAAAUCAAAUUUGGUCCAGGAAGAGGAAACAACAAGCUUGCUGCACUCUACAGUGAUGGAAUUGAUAUCUGGGAUUUGCAAAAGGUAGGUUAGAGUGGCGGGUCCAGGGGAGAGGUCCAGGGGGGCCCUUAUCUUUAGACUAAACUGAGGCCCAAAGGGCCAAAAGAAACCCCCCUCCCCCCUUCCUAUGUAAGGGUCUGCUUCGCUUUUAUGGAACGGUGACAAUUAUUGUGAUCUGGGCAAAAAUGUGAAAUAUCGUCAGGUAUUGAAACCUGUUAAAACAUAACUAAAUAUCAGUUAAACCAAUAAUACAUUGACGUCAUUCAUAUGUUCGGACGAGAGUGGUUCAUGAUGAUUGUGAGAAAUGACUACUGAGCAAAGUUCUGAGAAAUGCUUGGGUAGUGAACUAGCAAGGUAUACAGAUGAAAACAUCAGUGGAAAGGUUUAAGUUGUUAACUCGUUUUUGGCCAUUAAAUAAACAUGGAAUGAGCUCUUUUUCUCUUCCACCAGUUUGAAAUUUACAGCAGCUACAAACUUCCAAAGGAUUCUCCUCCUCUUGUCGACAUGGAUUGGUUAGCAUCAGAUUUACCAAUUGUGACACACUCAAAUGGAGCUAUUCUUGUUAUGACAAUGGGCCUAAAAAGCUCUUCCUCAGCUAUGGCUGAUAUGGACCUUGAUGGUAGGCUCCUUUGGUACCUUGAGAGUAAAGUGUAUCUAGAACCCUUAUAAGUGUUCUUUUCCUCAUCACCACCUGGCUCCCUGGGAAUUCUGCCAAAUAUACAAGUUGUAAAUGACAGCUUCUCGUAAUCCCAAUUUUCUUAAAUUCUGUCAGAUUUCAUAAGUUCCAGAGAUGGAUGAGAGAGAAUACGGAGUUUUCUCAGAAUACUAAGUCAAACAUACCUCCAAUCCGUUAGUUGUUACAGCUACUGGUCUGAAAUCCUGCUUGAGUUAUUGGCAGUGAAUUUCUAGUUUAGACUACAACUUCUCAGUGCUCGUAUUUAGACAUUUCAACUUCCUACUUGUGAAUUCUCUGCUCAUGACGUACGUAAUAAUGAGGAAAUGAAUUUCAUGUAUGCAACAACUAUGGCAUUUCAAUUUUCAAACAAUGAAAUCAUUGAUGAAAUCUGUGAGAGUAUGCUAAACGCGGCUAAGCUUGACUGGAAUCUUGCACGCCUCAUAUAGUUAAUAGAGUGUUCUCACAUGACGUCAAGGCGGCCAUAUUGGUAUCCCAAAACAAUGAAACGUCGGCCAUGUUGGUAUUCCAAACCAGUCCUGUGAGAGUUGAACUCUUUUCUUAUGGAAACGCUUUCUUUUGUUCCAGUAAAUUUGCAUAGAUACUGGUCACGUGAGUGAAAACACUCUAUAUGUUUGAAUUCAUUUGAUAGGUCCUUUGUGGUGCCCGUAUAUUAUGGAACCUAAGACAAGUCUUAUUCUCAAGUCUCUACUUCAACACUCUCUUGGAAGGGACCAGUACUCACUGACGGAUUUUUCAGACUUGUAAGAUCUAUUUAGUGAAAACAGAAUCUCAUAAGGGGUUGAAACAUGUAACUCUCAUAUGUAUGCUUUGUCCGAUGCUCGUGAAUUUUCAUUUUUGCAAGUACCAAAUGUGGAACGAGAAGAAAAAACAACUGACCAAUCAAAUGUCGUAAACGACGACGUGAUGUAAUUUUACGCCACGUUCUCAGGAGGGAACCUGAGAGAGCUCAAGCAACAACGAUGGCGACAGAAACAAAAGCGUUACUAAAAACUGUAUUCGCGCUGCUUCAAACUUGAUCGCGCUUAUUCCACCUCGUUCAGUUCGUCUAAAGACGGUAUGAAAGUUCAGGAAAAGAAAAAGAAAUUCGCUGCGUUGUGUCUUCGCCCCCCACAAAAGGGACUUUCAUAUCGUAGUCGUGUAGUGAUGGCAAAGAAAUGUACAAAAAAGCGUGAUGCCCUUGCAAGGUUGUUGUUGAACCUGUUGCCUUUUUAAGGCCGCAGCGAGGCUUUCAAAUAUGGUACUUAGAAAAACUGAAUAUUCACAAGCAUUGAACGCGAGAUACACGUUUCAACCCCUUAUGAGUUUCUCGUGAAACUUCUAAUCUGUUUUAUCAAUUUUUAGUUCUAUCCUAUCUUACAGAUUCGAGACCAAAAUUGUCCCUCGAGGCAACUUUGUAAUAUGACUUUCUCUAGUAAAUAAAAAGAGAGAGAGAGCCUUGAACUCGACUCACCACUGGUACCCACACACAUCUGUUGCGCUAAACGAAGAAUAGAAGGAUUACCAAAACGAUAAUUUAAAAAAAAAUCGUUUUUAAAGUGUUGUUGAACCCUAAAGCCUUUACAUCCGUGUGCGAAACCAAAAGACGUUUUUCCUAACUUAAUCGGAGCUUUUCUUCCACUCCCACCUAUGCACUUUCCUUCUACUUCACUUACCUACAUGUAUACCGUAUAUAAGAAGCAUUAAGACAUAUUAGAUUGUGUAAACCACAUCAUCCAUUUGUUCGUUUUUUACUGACUUCCCUCCCGAUGUCACACAGAAUCGCUCAGAAAGAAAAACGAAAACCAGCAGUCCCGGCAUGCUGUAAGAUCUGGUCAUUGUGGCUAAUUAUAGAGGUUGAGCAUAAUCAGGUGAAUCAAACAAAUACAUCUACAAUGGAAGACAAAAGUAAAGUACAUUGCCGCCCCCCAAUCUCCUUACACGUCAAAAGAAGAUGCAAUCUGGUUUUUUAAUUUUAAUUUUAGGGAAUUAGAAAGUAAAGAGUCCCUGACUGAAAUUCAAAAUCAACUGAAGAUGAUUCCACAGUAAGUAUUGUAAUUUACUGCCGUGAACUGAGCUUGACUAUAUAUUCACAUAGUAGACACCUCUCUUUCGCAAACAGACCGUUGCAUUAUUCUGCUGCUACAACAGGUACAUGGUUUGAUUCACUACAAAUGGUUGUUGCAUUAUUUUAAUUUAUAUAAAAACUGCCAUUCUUAAUACUCCAGGAAAUGUCACCCAAGCGUCUUUGUACUUUAUCUGAUGCUAUCCCCCCCCCCUAAGGCGUUUUUAACAGAAACACUAUUCCAUCCCCUCCCUCUCCUCCCACGAGGUAUAUCAGAGUCGCCCAUACUCAAUUAUGUGUAGUUAUUUAGCUUACGGAAACUAUUCGACUGUUAUUGCGAGUACAUUCUUAUUUUUCUUUGACAUAUUAACAGAGAGCGAAAAACAAGAAUGUUUGCAAAAUCGCCUCAUGUUCGCGUCGCCUCUCCGAGAGGUGAUUUUCCGGGCGCUUGAGUGUCGCUGUAUUUCUUUUGAUAAAGAGACCAGACUAACCUUCACGUUAAGAUCUUGUGUUUCGAUAUUUUUAUUUCCAGAAGCACCACAGAUCUGCUGAUGAACACAGCACUGGGGACCGCACAAAAGUGUUUUUUAACAGCACAGUGAGUUAUAUGGUUCAAAGUGUUAAUUCAUUCAUACUGAUCUGCGCUCAAAAAAAUGUUUUAAUGGUAUGUAGUGUAAAUAAUAGUUAUGGCACUUGAAGUCUAUGAAAGCGAGAAAGUGGGAUUUUAGAAAUUUGCCAUCCGGGGAGCCAGUGAUUUCAAAUGUUGUUUGUGAAAACUCACUGAUUAUCAUUUAUUUUCAGUUUAUUUGGAGAUGAAGCAGAGACAGUGUUUUGGGAGGUCGCUCUUCACUACCUCAGACGAGAAAAGUCAAGAAUAUUAUGUUUGAAACAUCAGGUAACAUAUUCGCGUACGGGUUGCAGUAUCUCACUUCCGGAAAUGAAAACUGUACGUUUGAACUUCUUUACAACAAUGUUAAUGUUGGUUUUCUUUACUUUUCUCAAUUGACACAAUUGAAAAAUGCUUCAUGGCACUGAUAGAAUGUAUUUGUGUGAAAAAAAAAUGACGCCACUUAAUCCCUCGGCCCUCACUGUUUGAACAGAAAAGCUGAGAGGAUGGAAAAAAAAACCCCAAACAUUCAAGUUAUUUUGGGCCUCACAAAGACUGCCAAAUUUGUUGAAAUUUACUGUCCUCUUGUUAACAUGUGUAGUGUGUUACUAGUUUAUUAUUCACUGAUUUUUUUGAGACUGAACACCAGCCCUCGUACAGUAGUCGUUCAAGGUCACAGUCAGUUGACUUCUUUAAUCCAUCUGAAUCCACGACCAAAAUCAAACGAAGCUACAGUUCCCGGAGCCUGGAUCUACUAUCAAUAGAUGACGACCUUGACCUCUGUGGCCGAGAGGAAACUGAAGCUAGUGAGAGCUUAAGCUGCAUCUGUUACCCAGUCUCCCUCGACACCUGUUAUGAUAUUAUCAGUGACACCGAUGCUUUUCAGGUGUGUGUCUGUUUUAAAACAGGAAAGUGAUAAUUUGCAAACCCUCACAGUCACAUUCAUUUAUCAAUAUACUCGCUGUCCACGGACAAAUGUUGAUUACACUGGCCGAUAUUCGCUCAUCUUGACCAUUGCUUAUAGACCUUGAUCGGGUUGCGCUCAUCCUGACCACUGCUUAUAGAAAAUUGAAAAGUGAUAUCAGUAUCAGUUAUAUAUAGAUUUAGCCAAGGCUAAAAGCGUAGCUGCCGUAUAAUCUUCUUCAAACAAUAAACUUGUUUGAACAAUAAACUCUAGUCAACCUACUUAUGAAAUGACUCCUGGGUUCAAAACUUUCACAGUUUAAAACUUGUAACCAUUGCAAAGAAAUCCACUACGUGUUAGGGAUGCGAUCAGACGAAAAGUACUGACUUGUCAGCGGAUAACAAAAAAAAAAACAGGUAACCCUGAUGGGUCGACACCUGAGCCUGCGAUAUGGUCAUGUGAUACUGGUCAACGGAUACUCUGUUUUGACAGCUGUCAAUUGACCACAUCAUGGAUGUGCCAUAUCAGGUUGUACGCUCCCACACUAGCUAGAAAGUGUGACAUUUUUACAUUGGUUUACCUGUGGUGCGGACGGGCGGGCACUUUGCUAUCAACAUUCCUUGGGUGGAGAGUAACCAAAUUUUGUUAGCUAUGAGGCUCUUCUCUCGCAAGCUUCCCGUGCGCGUGGAGCUCCCCUAUCAGUCCAUUAGAUUUAAGAUUAAAAGUUAUUGAAAAUGUUAACCCAACACUGAUUCACCAUCAGUCUCCAAUGUUUGAAAACUUUGACCAAUGUACUCGGUAAUUAAUGAACGAUCCCAAUUUAACAAUGCAAUUUUCGCUAUUUAGAGAAGUCAGCUCGAUCGCCUUGCACUUCAUGACAGUAAACGAUCCACAUAUGAUCACACAAGGAAAUGUGCUGAGACUCUGGUGCUGUUGGGACAGGUAUGAACUUUUUAUUAACUCAGUCUAGAGAUGAUUUCAGAAAGGUUUUUCUCAUCCAUUAGGUUCUUUCCAUUUGACUUUUUAGGUGGGGGUUGGGUGAUUUCAGUAAAAAAAAAACAUUUACUAAAGAGACCAGGGGCAAAACAAGUUCUUGCAUAGAGUUAUAGUAUUAUAUUUUCACCAACAAAAGAGCGUUUCUACAUUCCUUUAAACAAAGGUAGCAAUUCAACGCUUGGGUGGAUAAAAUACAGUGAUUUGUAUGAAAUCGUCCUCCCCUAGCCUUGAUCUCGUUUGAUUAUGUGUGCUCACUAGGGCAAAGAGAUUGAUCACAACUUUCUUUCUCUCUCCGCCACAGUCGUAAGCUUGGACGAAUUCUUACCUUAACCAAAUUAUGAAACCUUUCAUGUUUGACCCUUAUGUCAUGAUAUUCUGUUCCUUUCGUAGGCCGACAGAGCAGUUCAGCUUUUCUUGGAGACAGAUGCUGCUAAUGAUAACUAUUAUGUAGACUCUCUCAGGUAUUAUUACUCUUUAUCUCAAACAUUUUCUGAUAUUGGAGCCUUUUCUCAGCCAGAACAUGCUCCCAGCUAUCUCAAACCGCCUUUUUAAACUAAUUAUGUCACCGUCAGCGUCCAUUUGUAGUCCGAGGAGCUGCGCUGGGGACGGAUAUCGGUCAAUAUUGACAAUCAAAACACUGAACGUGACCUCAAUUCCUGUAAUUUGUUUCCCGGACGCCUUUCAUAUUCUCCUGUAAGAUUUAUCCUGAACGAUGUUAUUCAACCACUACAAGGCUCGCUUUUUUUCUCAGAAAAAUAUCAUCGGAGAACAUUGGAACCAAGCGAGAAGAAACUGAACUAAUUCUGAAGCAUAAAUUUUACAUUUGUUCCGUUUGCUUUUUAGAGCAUGUCUUGUAGCGACGAUCCGUUCUUCAGGCGCAUCACAAAGCACAAUAAAACUUGUAGCAACAAAUCUUAUUGCCAGCGGUAAAUUAGCAGGUUGGUACAUUUAACCUAUUUUAUUAGACUGCAAAACAGUCCCUAUUUUUACGUAUUCAAGUACGUGCGAGCAGUCAAACACAAGGCUAUUAAGUUAGGCUGAACCGAUUUUGAGAAAAAAACCGACUGUUUUGCAGUCUACUAUUUUAUUAACUUAGGUUGAGAUUCCGGCAUCUUCAGCCAGUCAAAUACGGCGCCCCUUUAUGUAUCAUAAAAUUCUGACCAGUUUACGCUGAACCGAAAAAUUAACAAUUUGACGUUUGUUCUGUUGUACUGAAUACAGAGGGAGUGCAGUUGCUGUGUUUGAUUGACAAAGGAUUAGAUGCCUGUCGAUAUCUUCAGACCUACGGGGAAUGGGAUCGAGCAGCGUGGCUUGCAAAGGUAAUAAGAAAGGACUUGACCAACCACAAAUCUGACGACACAAAAUAACAGGUUAAAUAAUACCUGAUAACACUGUUUCUGUUUAUGUAUGUUUUGCCUCAAUUCUUCGCUGCUCUCAGUAAAACGACAUCUUAAUAUAUGCAGAUUAAAAGUUUUAAGUUGGUCUGUAAAGCUAAAACUAUGUGAAGGCUGAGUCUGGCGCGCGUGUCAGUACACGCAGCCGCUAACAUAAGUGAGUUGACGCAACAGGACGGCAGAAAGAAGAGGACGGCAAAACGUUUGAGUGUGACAAACGUGACAAGGCUAUUACUUACUUUUUCUUUAAGAUAAGAUAAGAUAAGAGAUAAGAUAAGUAAAAGUGUUGGCGGAAAGUGUCACGCUUGUCCCACACAAGAUUUGCCGUAUUUCCUCUCCCGUCCUGUUGCGUAAGCUCACCAUUGUGGGAGUACAGAAGGACGGCAACGGAUGACAAGUACAACACGACAGUGGAUUUUUUUUCUUUCUUUUCCUCGUUUUGUCCAUACCCUCUUUCACCAAACAAAGUGGCUCACUCCUAAACUGACUGUGAACAGUUUUUUUAGGAAGCUCUUUUUUAUAGUCAGAAAACCAUUAAGACAGAAUAGAACAACUGUAAAGAAAUUUAUAAGAAUGCAAAACCCUUUCUUGACUUUUUUCUUGGUCUGUGAUUGGUCGCGAAAGGAGAAGAUUUAUUCUAGUGUCCUCGAUUGCUCACCUGCUUGCUUGACUAAUCUAAAUUUCAGGCAACUUUGAACUACCCUGACUGCGCUGAGGUGAUGAGAAGAUGGAUUGAACACCUUUCUAGUACAUACACCAGUCAGCAGGUCUGUACACAAUACGAAUUAAGCCUCCAAUCUAAUAGUUUAUGACAUAAGGCUAUACUCGGCUAAAAGGCUUCAAAGGUAGAAUGGUUGGUUUUGAGGUAUGUUAUGUUGAGAUGAGAGCGUUUGCCUGUAUUCACACUAUGCCGGAUAGGUCUUGCGCCGUCACGAAAACCAUAUUGGAUAUGGUUUCUGUUGACGCAUAGAACGGUGAUUGCUGAAAGGAAACGACAUUGCGCCUCACUGAUCGUAAAAGUGGACCGUCACAUUAUUUCUGCCACUCUUCGUCGCAGUGUAAACAGAUGUUCGGACCGUAGCGGAAAUAACUGAGUAGCAGCUAGGAUUGGAACCCCUGAGCAAAAGGAUAUAUUCAGAAUUGAGGAAUGGGAUCUUGUACUCCAAACCCUCUGGGCUAAUCGCUCUGGUACGAUGUGUGAAGUGUGAUAUGUGAAGUGUGUGAACGGCUUGUUCCAGUUCUGUUACGUCAACGUUUAUGCUGAACAACAAAGCCUUCAAUCUCGACACAAAAAUAUAUAGGGUGUGGUGUAAACAUUGCAGAUAAAGUUACGAGGGCUUAGUUUCCGGGCGUUUUGCUAUUAGCUAUCGUUCUGUCUCCGUGUCGAUCCUCUGGUGAUUCCCACCCCCUCACGAACAUGCGGUAUUUCUUAACUCAAAUAUGAUCCCUAUACCACUCUUUCCCGGGUCUUGCGGAAACUGUUAGUGAGACUAUUACACCAAGAGCAUUGGAAGCGUGACCGAGUAAAGAGUGGUCUUCUCUUUUGCGAGGAUACGUGCUCCAGUUAGCGGAGGAAGACUGUCAAUGUUUGAGUCAUUUGUACGCAAAAAUGGGGCCCUACGAAGGGGAUUUUUAUAACCCAACUUUAGCUAGGCUGUCAUGUUUUUUUGUUUUGUUUUGUUUUGUCUUUUUCAGAGCAAGGCUGUAUUGGUGUUACUUUCUUUGGGCAAGUUCUAUAAAGCUCUAGAUAUGUUGUACAGGUAAGUGGAACAACUGUAUAAGAUAAGGAUAUAAUUUAAAUUUCACAUGGUUGAAUUCCAUUAACUUGGGUAAGUAGAAAUUAGGCGUGAAUCGUGUUGGAGCAUCGUAGCUCUUCCCUCGAAUAUCCCAAUAUAAGACUGGGGAGCGAGCUUAUUAUACGUUUAUACGUGCCAACCAGCUAACCUAGCUUUCACUCCUCCCUCCUUCACUCUCAUGUGGCUUGGAUUCCGGGACUUCUGCUAUACUCACGCUGCAGGCCUUGCCUAUCAAUAUUAAUGUGCCAAGCAGAAGCACAUAUGUUCCUGAAACAAAAGAUGCUUUUGUUUCACUUGUUACAAAUUUGAAUUACAAUAACAAUGUUUGUAAACAGUGAUGUCUCUUAUAAUGCUUACAACCACCCCGUGGUAAGAUAUUAAGGUUUAAGGGAGGAACGAGAGUAGUAUAGUUAACACCAAAUGUGUGUUUUUUUGUGAAGCAAUUCACGAAAAAAACUGCGAUAAAAUUGUUGUUAGCUUGCGGAGAGUGGCAUCACUGCAUGAUGUUUAUCUCGUAUCCAGAUCUCUUUUGGUCAGUUCAAAUGAGUGACUACGAUGGUGAUCUCAGUACAAGUUAAGGAAAAUGUAAUGUUUAAUUUUAGCACAAACGCGCGCGGUCAGAGGUACCUUAUAUUUAUUAUUUAUCUGCAGCAUGCGGUAUUUUGACCGAGCAGGAUUGUUUGCGGAAGCUUGUCAAGAGUUUGGUUUUCUUUCUCCCGAAGAGGAAAAAAACAGUAUCCUUGCAAAGCUUAGUUGAUUUGAACUGCUUCCCUUAGUGUUUUCUCUGAGAAGCCCUGCCAACAGUGGCAGAAUUUCAAAAAGUCAAGAGCCACCAGAAUAUGAUCAUUAGUUCUAUUUCAAGAUUGUCCUUGACGUUAAGAAGAAGUUAUGUAGAAUAAAAUUGCUUAAAAAGGGGGAACUAGUCAGUGUAGUGUAGAGCCUGUAGAAAAGCCUCGGGUAGUCCAUUUCUGGCCUUCUGUUACGCAACUUCGAGAGCGUCGCGUUGCGUGAUAAUCUGAUAAAAGAUAGUUAGAAUUCAUCUCACGGAGGGUGGGGGCCGCAGCGGGGAAGGAAAAUGAAACACGAACGCACGCGACAAGUGGAGGUUUCUUGCGGACUGUGCUAUGUAUUGUCGAAAGUGUAUAAUAUCCUUGAAUCCUUGACUCCUGUUGUAUUAGCUGCACUGGUCCAUGCUGUGUACACUGAGUAUGCACGCUAUCUUCAUGGUCUUGGACUAAAAAAAGCUGCUUAUUUCUUCGCUAAUAAAGCUGGACCAAAGGCUAAGCAACUCAUAGAUGGACUGUAGAUAACAAGAUCCAAGUUUGCUGUUUGCUAAUUGCAGCAAAGUACUACAAAGUAUGUGUGCCAAAAACAGCUUUUCAGGAAGCUGUUUCAAUAAACGAUGUAAACAUUGGGAGACCUAAUGCGUGAUAAAGAUAGUGAGUAAAAAGGCUGCCUGGAGAAUUGUUCCAAGCUCAAAGGCAAUUAAUGAUGUAAUUUGUAAGACGCAUCUUUCUGUCUUUCAUGUAUCAGUGGUACUAAUUAUACCUUGCAAUAUACAGUGAACCCAUAGACUUAGGUGGAGAUCAUAAAAAGUAGCAAUUAUAAAACCAACUCAAGUUUACAGAUGUCCUUUGUUAGAAGUUAUACUCGAAUUAUGAUUGGUGUAUAACAAAAAUUAUGUAAGGUACUUUGAAAAAAACUUCGUUAAGUCAAUGCAGGCACUGCUUGUAUUUCUAUCAAAUCUAUUUUAGUAGAAUAA